AUGUGUCGUGUAAUAUGGUUUCUGAAAACAUUGCUAGUCUCUCAACUUUUUCACUUCUCUGCUUCCAUGAAUGCCAUCACACCAAACAACUCUAUCAAAGAUGGUGAGGUUAUAGACUCUACCGAAAAAAUCUUUACUCUUGGAUUCUUCAGUCCGGGUAAGUCCACCAAACGAUAUGUUGGAAUUUGGUAUUAUCAAGAUCCUGAUAAAGCCAUUGUUUGGGUGGCUAAUAGAGAUGAUCCAAUCAACGAUAGAUCCGGGGUCCUCUCAAUCAACAACGGAAACCUUGUCCUGUCUGAAAAAAACCAAACUGUUAUUGUCUGGUCCACAAAUGUUUCAGUCACAUCCACCAGCAACACCAAAGCUCAGCUCUUAGAUACAGGAAAUCUUGUUUUGGUCGAACGUGACACCAAGAAGACACUAUGGCAAGGUUUUGAUCAUCUUACUAAUACUCUGAUUCCGUUUAUGAAACUUGGGUUGGACAGACAAAGAAGUGUGAAUUGGUCCUUAACGUCUUGGAAAUCCCCAGAUGAUCCUGGAACUGGAAACUACUCUUACCGAUUCGAUUCAACUGGAUUUCCUCAGUUGUCAUUGUACAGGGGUCCGGAUAAGAUAUGGCGAACUGGCUCGUGGACAGGUCAAAGAUUGAUCGGCAUACCUGAAAUACAGUGGAGUAAAAUUUCGUUCUCUACUUUUGAAGAUAACGAAGAUGAAUUAUCCUCAAUGUACGGUGUAACUAACUCUUCAGUGAGGAUAAGAUUGGUACUAAAUGAGUCAGGAGUUACGCAAAGGUUCUCAUGGGAUAAGAGAUGGAUUCAGUUUGCUUCUGCCCCAAUGGAGCAGUGUGAUUAUUAUGGGAAUUGUGGCGCCAACAGUAACUGUAACCCGUAUAAUGUUGGAUAUGUAGACUUUGAGUGCACGUGCCUACCUGGGUAUGAACCCGAGAAUCCACAAUCAUGGUUCUACAGAGACGGUUCGGAUGGGUGCAGAAGAAAGCAAGGUAUGUCCACGUGUCAAAAAGGAGAAGGAUUUGUUAAGGUGGCACGUUUGAAGGUGCCGGAUACAAAUGUCACACAUGUGGACUUGAGUUUGGGGUUGAAGGAAUGUGAAAGAAAGUGCUUGAGCAAUUGUAGUUGCUUAGCUUACACAAGUGCAUAUGCUGAAAGUGAGGGAGGAGCUACUGGAUGCUUGACAUAUCAUGGGAAUAUGAUGGAUGCGAGAACAUAUACAAAUACUGGUCAAGAUUUCUAUGUUCGUGUUAAUGCAACUGAGUUAGCACUUUAUAAGAAGAAUGGUUCACUACUUGCCAAGAAGACAAUUGUGAUACUUUCUUUAGUGGCAUUGCUUUUCACGAUAACCUUGAUGUUUUCAUUCUUCCGAAGGAAGAAAAAGAGGAAGGCAAAAUACAGGACAUCUUCAUUUAACUUGGCUGCAAGUUCAACAUACUUAGAUGACUCUUUUGAUAUUCAAGAACAAGAUGGGAAUACAAGAGAUCCAGAUUUACCAAUGUUUGACCUUAGAACCAUUGUUGCGGCUACAGAUAAUUUCUCUACUGAUAACAAACUUGGAGAAGGUGGUUUUGGCUCUGUUUAUAAGGGUCGUCUUCAUAAUGGAAAGGAGAUAGCAGUUAAAAGACUCUCAAAAUACUCUGGACAGGGAAUAGAAGAGUUCAAGAAUGAAAUCUUACUUAUUGCGAAACUACAACACAGAAAUCUUGUGAGGAUUCUAGGUUGUAGCAUUGAAGCGGAAGAAAAAAUGUUAAUCUAUGAAUAUUUGCCAAAUAGAAGCUUGGAUUGUAUUAUUUUCUAUGAAACACAAAGCUCGUUGUUGGAUUGGGGAAAACGCUUGGAUAUUAUUUGGGGAAUUGCUCGCGGAAUCCUUUAUCUACAUCAAGACUCAAGAUUCAGAAUCAUCCAUAGAGAUCUAAAGGCCAGCAAUGUUCUACUGGAUGCUACAAUGAACCCAAAAAUUUCAGAUUUUGGUAUGGCUAGGAUAUUUGGAGGGGAUCAAAUUGAAGCAAAUACCAAUCGAGUUGUUGGAACAUAUGGUUACAUGUCACCAGAGUAUGCAAUGCAAGGGUUAAUUUCAGUGAAGUCUGAUGUUUAUAGUUUUGGGAUCUUAAUGUUGGAGAUCAUCACCGGUAGAAAGAACAGUAAAUUUCUUGUUGAAGAUUCUGCCUCUUCAUAUUUGGUUGGACAUGUUUGGAACCUAUGGAAUGAAGGUAAAAGCAUAGAGAUAGUUGACAAAGCAUUGGGUGAAUCAUAUCCUGCUGAUGAAGUAUUGAGAUGCAUUCAAAUUGGGCUCCUGUGCGUGCAAGAACAGGCGAUAGAUCGGCCAACUAUGUCCGCAGUUAUUUUCAUGUUAGGCAAUGUCAAUGGCCUUCCUUCUCCAAAACAACCGGCUUUUAUUGGGAACAAAAUCUCCUUUGUGGCUGGCUCAUCGACUAGUGAAGGAGUUGGUUCUGUAAAUGAGGUGACAAUUAGUAUGUUUCAAGGGCGCUAACAGCAAGCUCCUUGUAAUUUUGGACUGACAGAAACUAUAUCAGGCGAACCCCAUUAUUUAUCUGAUUCAAGAUUAAAUGGGUAACACUCCUUAAUAUAUAGGCAGAGGAG
Pistacia vera is the source of this 2612-nucleotide messenger RNA. RefSeq names its product G-type lectin S-receptor-like serine/threonine-protein kinase At1g11410. The transcript has 7 exons. Bases 1 to 2502 code for a protein of 833 amino acids. The record is from RefSeq and is a predicted model, not a curated record. Gene Ontology annotation, molecular function: ATP binding; protein serine/threonine kinase activity. Lineage: Eukaryota; Viridiplantae; Streptophyta; Magnoliopsida; Sapindales; Anacardiaceae. Gene Ontology annotation, biological process: recognition of pollen; protein phosphorylation.